This is a messenger RNA of Gryllus bimaculatus (two-spotted cricket), 3889 nucleotides long. NCBI's taxonomy places the organism in Eukaryota, Metazoa, Arthropoda, Insecta, Orthoptera, Gryllidae. The record is from the annotation of a GenBank genome assembly.
AUGACAGUUUUCAUCCACUUGCAGGAACUAAAACCACCAAUCGGCGUGUUUCUUGAUCCUGAGGAGGUUCCCGGUGAAGAGGUUAACCAGGCAGACGAGGACCCUUUGGCCUGGGACACAGAAACCUUACGUUGCAAAAGCGAGAAGACUGCCGGUGGAGAAUACGACACAGCAGGUGACUUCUUAGAUUCAAGAAGUCCUGUGCGCAAGGAACAUUCAGCAGAGUCGCAGUUCCUGAAGCUAAAUAUCGCAAAGCAUGUAGACGAACAAUCCGUCUGUGGUAGGAGUUUGUCAGAAAGUAGGUGUGAAAUUCGGGUUGAGCAGAAUGAGGACGGUGGCAAUGAAAAAAGUUUUAAGAGAGGGCUGAUACAGAUCCAAAGCGCUGAUAGUUCUCAUCAGUGUUUUCACUGCCUAAAGUGUUUCACACAGAGGACUCAUUUAGUUGAUCACAUGCAGAUCCACAGCGGUAAACGUCCUCACAAAUGUUCCGUGUGUCAAAAGAAUUUUAGGAAAAGCAGUUCUUUAGUUUACCAUAUGCGGACCCAUAGCGGUGCACGCCCUUAUGAAUGCUCUGUCUGCGAAAAGAAAUUCAAACAAAAAAGUGAUUUAGUUAAACACGUGCGGAUCCACAGCGGUGAACGUCCUCACAAAUGUUCCGUCUGCCAAAAGUGUUUCAGACUGCGGUCUUGUUUGGUUGAGCACCUGCGAAUCCACAGCGAUGAGCGUGCUCACACAUGUUCUGUGUGCCAAAAGAGUUUCACAAGUAAAAGUGUUUUAGUAAAGCACAUGCGGAUUCACAGCGGGGACCGCUCUCAUAAAUGUUCCGUUUGCCAAAAGUGUUUCGCCCAGAGGAGUAUUUUAGUUAACCACAUGCGGAUCCACAGCGGGGAACGCCCCUAUAAAUGUUCCGUCUGCCAAAAUAGUUUCAAACAGAGGUCUUGUUUGGUUGUGCACAUGCGGAUCCACAGCGAUGAGCGUCCUCAUAAAUGUUCCGUCUGUCAAAAGAGUUUUAGACUGAGGACUACUUUAGUUGAGCACCUGCGGGUCCACAGCGGUGAGCACCCUCAUAAAUGUUCCGUCUGCCAAAAAAGCUUCACUCGGAGAAGUAAUUUAAUUAAACACGUGCUGAACCACAGGAGUGGGUUCCCUCAUCAAUGUUCCGUCUGUCAAAAGUGUUUCAGAGAGACCAGUCUUUUAGUUAGACACAUGCGGAUCCACAGCGGUGAACGCCCUUACAAAUGCUCCGUUUGCAUAAAGAGUUUCACCGAGAACCAUAUUCUAGUUAAGCACAUGCGGAUCCACAGCGGUGAACGCCCAUACAAGUGUUCCAUCUGCACGAAGAGUUUCGCAGAGAGCGAUAUUUUAGUUAGGCACCUGCGGAUCCACAGCGGUGAGCGUCCUUAUAAAUGUACUGUCUGCCAAAAGUGUUUCACAGAGAAAGGUCAUUUAGUUAGACACAUGCGGAUCCACAGCGGUGAACGCUCUCAUACAUGUUCCGUCUGCCAAAAGAGUUUUACAGAUAGUGGUCAUUUAGUUAGACACAUGCGGAUCCAUAGCGGUAAACGCCCUUACAAAUGUUCCGUCUGCCUAAAACGUUUCACAGAGAGCGGUAGUUUAGUGAAGCACCUGCGGAUUCACAGUGGUGAACGUUCUUAUAAAUGUUCUGUCUGCCAAAAGAGUUUCACAGAGAAGGGUCAUUUAAUGAGACACAUGCGGAUCCACAGUGUUGAACGCUCUUAUGAAUGCGCGGACUGCCAGAAGAGGUUCACAAAUAAACGCAAUUUAGUUACCCACAUGCGGAUCCACAGUAUUGAACGCCCUCAAAAUGUUCCGUCUGCUAAAAGAGUUUCACAGAAAGCGAUAGUGUAGCUAAUCACUGGUGAAUCCACGGCGGUGAACGCCCUUGUGACUGUUCGGUCUGCCCGAUAAGGUUCACGAUGAAAAGUCUUUUAGUUAACUGCAAUCAUGUCCACACCGAUAGGCGCCCUCAUAAAUGUUCCACCUGUGAAAAAAAUAACAGAAACUAUUGCCAAGAGAGCCUCACAGAAGAUAAAUAACAAGUACACUACCAAGGUUGGUGAAACAUUUUACACGUGAAAAGUUCGUCUGCGGGAAAAAGAUAAAACGGAGAAGUAAUGGUGUUGCACACAACAAUGCAUAGUAGGAUGCAGCAAAACAGAUUUUCCCGGAGAAUUUAAUUCGACUUAAGUCGAUUCACAGCGAUGAAUGUGUAUACUCUGCCAAAAGAGAUCUAUCGCGCUAUUUAUUUUAAUUAAUUUCAGGUGGGGUAUUCUAUGCCAAGCGGAAGAAAAAUUAAAAUCACGAUUUUUAUAUUUUUGUACAUUAUUUAGAACUAAAUAAUGAGAUCCGUGUUUUUUAAAAAUCGUUAAAUGCUAUUCUCUCCGAAGUUAUGAUUUUUUAAAAUUUGGCGGACAAAACGUAAUUUUGAGCGCAUAUCUCCUGAUUUUGAUUUGUAAAAAAUACUGUUUACUUGAGAAUCUUAAUCACAAUUUCACUGAAAAGAUUAUAAAAUUCUUAUUUGUUUAACACACAUUAAUGCUUUUAGAGCAGGCAUAUGGUAUGUAGUCAUAAAUAAGAAAAAAAUUAUCCUUUCUUAUUUAGUAGGCAUCAAGAUAUUUCGUUGCCCAUUUUUAUGACAAUAUAUUUUAAAUACUCUACGCGCAUGAAAAUAAUAGAGGAUGGAGAAGCCAUUGGUAGCGAUGAUUUUUUGUUUGUUCUGGAGCGCAUUCGACCCAUCGUGGAAAGGUCACAUUUCUGAUCGUGCGCCUUCUCCUCGCUGAGUUUUGACGAACAGUGCUGCAGGUAUAGGGAAGUAUGUGGAGCAGUGUGAGCUGUUGGCAGUUUUAUUUCCAAAGUCUUAAUUCUUUGUUGCAUCGCAGAGGUCUCACUCAGUCACCGGUGCUUGUUACUUGAAGGUUGUGCAGUCUCCCAGUAUGGGGGAUGGAAAAGAUCUGAAUUCCUUGUUUUGAAGUGAGUCGGUCUGAAGUGUAAACGUGUACACUGAUAGUUCUUUCAUAAAAGUAGAGAAGUGUUUAAGUGUCUCGCACCAAUGUUUUUUUCAAUUCUUUUAAAUUACAAAAAGUUGCAAGGAAACGUGCUGCCAAUCUUGAGACAAGUGAUUUCAACGAUAUUAGAAAACUUAAAUGGAACUGAUAUAUAAAUGUGCCCCGGAUUUAAAAGUAUGUGAUUCAUGACGGUGGCAAACUUCGAAAAUGGUGAUCAGUGGAUCUAGUCAUUAAGACGACGGUAAAAGUGGAAAAUCGGCGGUUCCAGGCACAUCAACAGACCUGGGCAGUGACUAAAUUAUCCAUUCAUGUAAUUAGCCAAUUGAAGACGCAAUCCAAGGAGUUUGCUGGUACAACGAGCACGUUACGCGGCAUCCAUUUAUUACAAAGGGAGCACAGAAACUAAGAACACGUUUGUUGCUAUUUCGGAAAAUUUAAAACACGAUACCACAGCCUCUCAUUUAUUCCAGAGUCAUUAAUGGAAUUUAUGAAAGAGAGAUCAUGCUGUUGAGGAUAAAGCUGAUGAAACUUGAUUUGCAAUUACUCGAAGGAUAUCUGGCACAAAUUCACUUCAGGCAUUUCUAAUGGACUAAAAAAGAACAACAAUUAAAAUUUUUUUUUCAAAAUCUGAGUGCGCACCUAGCACCUGCUUCCCGAGAUACGUAGGUUAGUAGUAAAUAUGCUGUUACUUCAUUGCCACAUGCUUCAUUGUUUUUCCGUCUUGAAAAAUAGCUUACAAAAAUAGAAUUGUAUCUAGUUAUAUUUGGUGUGUAGAAAAAUGAUUUAUUUUGUGGUUAAAAGUUUUAAAAUUGCGUUCAUGUAUUUUUCAAAAAUCAUUUAAAACAAUUUUUAAAAUGAUUUUU